Cajanus cajan (pigeon pea) is the source of this 1730-nucleotide messenger RNA. Its product is annotated as cytochrome P450 94C1. Lineage: Eukaryota; Viridiplantae; Streptophyta; Magnoliopsida; Fabales; Fabaceae. Gene Ontology annotation, molecular function: iron ion binding; monooxygenase activity; heme binding. The record is from RefSeq and is a predicted model, not a curated record.
CCCUCGUCUUCACACUUCUCUUAUUAAAAAAACACACAAAGAGAGAGAGAGAGAAACACAUAGAGAUGAGUUUUGAUUUGAAAGGGUUUGUUUCUCUUGAAUCAAUGUCUUUAACCUGCGGUGUCUUCUUCUUCUCCUUCACCCUCAUUUUCUCCCUCUUCUCGUUCCUCCUCUUCAUCUCGCGGAUGAAGCCCUGGUGUAACUGCCACACCUGCAAGAGCUACUUAACUUUCAGCUGGUGCGCCAAGUUCCCCAACCUCUGCGACUGGUACACGCACCUUCUGCGAAACUCCCCCACGGGAACCAUCCACGUGCACGUGUUGGGGAACACCAUAACAUCAAACCCAGACAACGUCGAGCACAUUCUCAAGACAAAUUUCCAAAACUACCCCAAAGGGAAACCCUUCUCCGCCAUCCUCGGCGAUCUUUUGGGCAAAGGAAUCUUCAACGUGGACGGCGAGUCAUGGAAGUUUCAGCGCAAAAUGGCGAGCUUGGAACUCGGAAGCGUCGCGAUUCGCUCCUACGCGAUGGAGCUCGUGAACCAAGAGAUCCAGACGCGCCUCGUCCCUUUCAUGGAGUCAAAAACCACUGCAAACGCGGUUUUUGACUUGCAAGACAUCCUCAGAAGAUUCUCUUUCGACAACAUUUGCAAAUUCUCCUUCGGUCUCGACCCGGGCUGUCUCCUUCCGGCGUUGCCGGUGUCCGACCUCGCAGUGGCGUUCGACUUGGCGUCGAAGCUUUCCGCGGAGCGCGCCAUGACGGCGUCGCCGUUUGUUUGGAAGGCGAAGCGGUUCCUCAACGUGGGGUCGGAGAAGAGGCUGAGGCGAGCCAUCGGCGUGGUGAACGACGUGGCUAAGGAGAUGAUACGACAGCGGAGGGAAAUGGGGUCCAACUUCAACGCACGAAAUGACCUUCUCUCGCGCUUCAUGGGCUCCAUAGACGACGACGUUUAUUUGCGAGACAUUGUCGUGAGUUUUCUUUUGGCCGGUCGCGACACGAUUGCCUCCGGGUUGACGGGCUUUUUUAGUUUGCUGUCGGGAAGCCCGGAUGUUGAGGCUUUGAUCCGGGAGGAGAUGGGCCGGGUGGUGGGCCCGGCCCAGGAGUUUCCGAGCUUUGAGCAGUUACGCGAAAUGCAUUACCUCAGCGCGGCGAUUCACGAGAGCAUGAGGCUGUUCCCGCCGAUUCAGUUCGAUUCCAAGUACGCUAGCGAGGAUGACGUGUUGCCAGAUGGCACUUUCGUACGGAAGGGGAGUAGAGUUACGUAUCACCCCUACGCUAUGGGCCGGAUGGAGCGGAUUUGGGGGCCCGAUUGUUUGGAUUUCAGGCCCGAGAGGUGGUUGCGCGAUGGGGUGUUCGUGCCAGCGUGUCCGUUUAAGUACCCGGUUUUUCAGGCUGGGGUAAGGGUGUGUUUGGGGAAGGACUUGGCUUUGAUGGAGAUGAAGUCCGUUGCGGCUGCGUUGGUCAGACGGUUUGAUAUCCGGGUUGCGGAGCCGGCUCAGGAGCCCCGAUUCGCGCCCGGUUUGACUGCAACCUUGAGAGGCGGGUUGGCGGUUCGGGUUUGUGAGAGAAAAUGUUGAAUCCAAUAGAAUAGAGAAUUACUUUGUAGUAGGGGAGAAACUGGUUUCAUGUAAAUAAUGUCGCUUUUAAAUUAAACCCUUUUUUUUUCACUAAUGGAUAAUUUGCAUUUACUAUAUAUUAUUUAUCCAGUUGAGGAAGUUGGUAUUUUUGGA